Diabrotica virgifera virgifera (western corn rootworm) is the source of this 2068-nucleotide messenger RNA. Its product is annotated as zinc finger protein 227-like. The record is from RefSeq and is a predicted model, not a curated record. The transcript has 2 exons. NCBI's taxonomy places the organism in Eukaryota, Metazoa, Arthropoda, Insecta, Coleoptera, Chrysomelidae. Bases 83 to 1768 code for a protein of 561 amino acids.
GUCAACUUCAACAAAGAAGAAAGCAGUGAAAGAAAAAGAAAUAUAAAUAAUAAUAUUUAUUUUAUUUUAAAGUUUAUUAGCUAUGGAAGUUAAAGUUGAAAUUAAAACAGAGUUCCCUGAAUAUGAUCAAACAUGUACAGAGGAUCAUCUAUCGACAUCAGUGGAUAUCCAGGACUUAAAGAAUGAACCAGAUGAAGAUCACUCAGGUUGUCUCCAGAAAAAGGACAAAAUGAACUUUCUGAAAACAUCAACUGAACAUUCAUCUCAUAAAGAAGAUAUGGGUACACAUGCUGACGAAAAACUAUUAAAUAAAAAUAUAAAAGUUCAGACUAAAAAAGGACCUUACAAAUGUCAAAUUUGUUUAAAACAAUUUUCUCAGCGAAAUAAUUUGAAAAUACAUUUGAGAGUGCACACUGGAGAAAAGCCUUAUAAGUGUGAAAUUUGUUUUAAGCAAUUUAGUCAAGUUGAACAUUUAAAAACACAUUUAAGAGUGCACACUGGAGAAAAGCCUUACAAGUGUGAAAUUUGUUUAAAGUCAUUUAAUCAGGCAGUCACAUUAAGAAAACAUCACUUAAGCAUCCACACUGGAGAAAAGCCAUACAAGUGCGAAAUUUGUUUUAAGCAGUUUAACUAUUCAAGUAAUUUGAGAAGACAUUUGAAAGUGCACACUAGAGAAAAAUCUUACAAGUGUGAAAUUUGUUUUAAACAAUUUACUCAUGCAUUCAGUUUGAAACUACACUUACAAAUGCACACUGGAGAAACGCUUUACAAGUGUGAUAUUUGUUUUAAACAAUUUUCUAGCUCCAGUAAUUUGAAAACACAUUUGAUGACUCACACUAGAGAAAAACAUUAUCAAUGCGAAAUUUGUCUAAAGCGGUUUACUCAAAAAGCUCAUUUAAAAUCACAUUUUAGAAAACACACUGGAGAAAAGCCUUACAAGUGUGAAAUUUGUUUUAAAGAGUUUGCUUACGCAUGUAAUUUGAAAAAACAUUUAAGAGUGCACACUGGAGAAAAGCCUUAUAAGUGUGAAAUUUGUUUUAAGCAAUUUAGUCAAGUUGAACAUUUAAAAACACAUUUAAGGGUACACACUGGAGGAAAGCCUUACAAGUGUGAAAUUUGUUUUCAGAAAUUUACUCGAGCAGAAAGUUUAAAAAGCCACUUAAGAAUUCACACUGGAGAAAAGCCUUACAAGUGUGAAAUUUGUUUUCAGACAUUUACUCGAGCAGAAAGAUUAAAAAGCCACUUAAGAAUUCACACUGGAGAAAAGCCUUAUAAGUGUGAAAUUUGUUUUAAUCAAUUUAGUCAAAAUGAACAUUUAAAGAAACAUUUAAGGACACACACUGGAGAAAAACCUUACAAGUGUGAAAUUUGUUUUAAAGAGUUUGCUUACGAAUUUAAUUUGAAAAGACAUUUAAAACUGCACACUGGAGAAAGGCCUUAUAAGUGUGAAAUUUGUUUUAAGCAAUUUAGUCAAGUUGAAUAUUUAAAAACACAUUUAAGGGUACACACUGGAGAAAAGCCUUACAAGUGUGAAAUUUGUUUUCAGCAAUUUAAUCUAGCCGAUUAUUUGAAAACACAUUUAAGAAGACACAUCGGAGAAAAAUAUUUCAAGUGUGAAAUUUGUUUGGAAGACUUUGCUGAAGCGUGUAAUUUGAAUGCACACUUGAUGAAAAACCAUGCUGAAGAAAAACGUUUACUUUUUAAAAAAAGUGCAUUUACAAGUGUGAAGUCUAUUUUAAGCAAUUUACUCAAGCCAUCAUCAUCAUAAGUGGCUCGACAAUCCGUUGUGGAUCUUAGCCUGCUUACAAAAAGUCGCCACUCCUGUCGAUUUCUGGCAACUUCUCUUUAGAAGCUAGGACAAUUAAUCCCCGGACAAAAAAUCCCCACAAAUUAUCCCCGGACAAAUAAUCCCUACAAAUUUUUUUGGACAAAAAUCUUCGGACAAAAGAUCCCCGGACAAAAAAUCCCCAAGAAAUAUUUGCUGCCGAAUAGGUCUCUCAAAGUUUUCCCGAAAUUUUACCAAAUUUCGAAUUCCAAUUCCAUACUGAACUUCAAAUUUUACAUGACA